CAAAGAUAUCACUACUGCGUUAUUUCACCCUUCAAUCCCUAGAAAAUUUUCUCGGUCGCAGGCUUGCCCUCUUGCCAACGUUUUGCUCGUCGGACGCCCCCACACGCCUUUUUCCUUCGCCGCAAACAGUAGCUCUCCUCUGGUUCCACGCCUGCCUUCAUCCCUAGGGGGUUUCUCGUGGCCCCUCGCAUCUCUGCACCAGAAGUGCGAUGUACGCGGAUCAGAUAGCGUCGGGACGUAAACGGUCCAUCAAAGAGCGCCUGCACGGCGAUCUCGGCGGGGACGUCGGCCGCUCUGGUGUGGUUGCGGCGAAAAGACAACGGCAAAGUGAUGACAAAUGGAAGCAUGAUCUUUAUGAGGACAACAUGGAACCUGAACGUUUGAAAUCUGUUGAUCCCAAUGAUCUUAGAUGGAAGCUUCAGAAAAAAAGUUCUCAACAAGCUUACCGAAGUGGGAAGGUGUCUGUAGUUCGAGAUCUUCGUGACAAGCUAUCUGGUAUGAGGCACUCACAGCCACCAAAUACUGAUCCAUCAAAGGCUAGACGAGUGUCAGAAAUUUCUGAAACUACCAAGAAAGAUCUCCGGCAUGAUCCACCAGUAUCAGAAGCAAAGAAACCAACCAAAUCAGCUUCCACAAAGCCAUCACAGCACAAGUCUGAGUUGUCAGUAGAUGGCUUCUUGCACUCUUUGGGUCUAGAAAAAUAUUUAAUCACAUUCCAAGCAGAGGAGAUUGACAUGGCUGCUCUCAAGCAUAUGAAUGAUGAGGAUCUCAGGGCUCUAGGAAUUCCAAUGGGUCCAAGAAAGAAGAUACUGUUGGCCUUGGAGUCCAAAGCUUAGAAUGGUGGGCAUCUCAUAAACUACUGCCAUUAGUAAUUUGUGCUAUUCUUGUUGGCUACACAGAGAAGUGUGGGAUGUGUUUCAUUCCUUGUAUCUAACAAUCUUUAUCUGUGCUUUCCCUGGCAACAGGCCUGUUCUAUCUAACCUGCAUGGCUUGAGAUUUAUUAUAGGUAAUUCCAAUCCUUUUAGAAUUA
This is a messenger RNA of Musa acuminata AAA Group (dessert banana), 1030 nucleotides long. RefSeq lists its product as uncharacterized. The transcript is spliced from 6 exons. The record is from RefSeq and is a predicted model, not a curated record. Gene Ontology annotation, molecular function: protein binding. NCBI's taxonomy places the organism in Eukaryota, Viridiplantae, Streptophyta, Magnoliopsida, Zingiberales, Musaceae. The coding region runs from base 210 to 836 and encodes 208 amino acids.